Alternaria ventricosa is the source of this 3627-nucleotide messenger RNA. RefSeq lists its product as uncharacterized. The record is from RefSeq and is a predicted model, not a curated record. The transcript has a single exon. Gene Ontology annotation, molecular function: protein binding. NCBI's taxonomy places the organism in Eukaryota, Fungi, Ascomycota, Dothideomycetes, Pleosporales, Pleosporaceae. The coding region runs from base 1 to 3627 and encodes 1208 amino acids.
AUGCCGACAGCAACAUCUGCUUUUGGCAGGCAUGAGGCCAUCAUUACCCCUUCGCUCCUGCCAUACGCUGACACGCAACAGCCCGCGACCCUCUUUGCUAGCCCUACGCCCUCCCCACGUCCCGAAGCCGCGAACAACGCGCCCAACAUAUACCAGCCUCUCAUUCAUCAAUACUUCGCAAACCCAGGAGCGACAUCUUACCGAGGCUCCUCAUCACGCGGCCGCGCAAACAGAUACAGCGUCGCCCCACGUGGACGGCGAAGGCAGCAUCCUCGUUUCGCUCACUCGCUGUACAACCCUACACCUCAAGCACCAGAAGGCGAAGGCGAGAGUUCAACCUCGGAAAGUCCGUACGACCACGAGCUUGCGAUUGCCUUACACUUGGACCUGUUGGAAGACGCCGAGAGGUUUGGAGACGAGGAUUUGGGUGAUUCGGGCAUAUACGAUCACCGUGAAAGUGAUUCCGGUGCCCACUCCCGGCGCGUUCACUUCACCGACGGCGACUGGGACGACGAAGCAGACCGAAUUCCAGUUGGUGCACCAGCUCCCUUUGGAGACUCCUCGUCACCCGCGAACAAUCUCCACUAUACUUUCAACUACUCACAUCGCCCCAUCAUGCCCGGCCCUUCGAAGCGCUCGCGCGAUAGCUAUGAGAGCCCAGAGGAAAAGGCCAUCACACACGUCCUGAACUUCAGAGGUGCUGUCAGUGCCAUGCUAUACAACAGCAUCAGCCCCAACCCUCAAGCGAACGAUAUUUGGCCCGAAUGCCGCAGUUCCACAAAACUACCCGCCAAAUACUAUCUGCUCGACCAGAGCAAACUGCUCGCAUCUGAUCAGGAUCCAAAGCAUCCCCCCUCCAAGAAAAGUGGAAAGAAGGCAGUAAAGACUGCAAGGAAUGAGGAGUCGCGUGACACUCUUCCUAGUCCCUCGGUCGGGCGCCCGGAAUGGAAGCUGCCGGUUGAGCUUGUAGAGAUGAUCGCUGAACACCUCAACCGCGACGACAUAAAAUCACUACGUCUUGUAAGCCGCGAGAUGAACAAAACGGUCUCGCAGGUCAUCUUCCGGACAGUGGUUGUUCCCUUCAAUACCGAGAUCUACGGCAUGCUAGCACAAGAGCACAAGCCUGACCUUAAGGGCAAAAAGCGCGCACGAAUCGAGCAACCCAGCUACUUAUGGAAGAACGCAAACGGCGAUGAAGUAUACAAUGGUCAUGGCCUCGACGUCUUCCGCGGCUUCGGUGAACACAUCAAGAAGUUCGGCAUGAGCUUUGAAGUCAACGAAGAAUCGCUUUCCAUGCCGCCCGUCAAGUCACUGACGGAGAAAAAGACAAGCUUUUGGGGAAACUACGACUGGCCACAUGAAGAGUAUCGUCGCUUCGAUACUGUCGCUGGACUCGAAAAUGCCGCUGAUGAAACACCGCGGAUGAAAACAGCAUUUUCAGAGCUUAAAAGUGUCAGGGAACUGGCGCUUUCCAUUGAUAGCGGUUUAGGAUGGCUGAACGGACCGGACAGAUCUAUUCGAGCACGUGUCUUGCAAAGGCCAUCUCGCGUCUUUGGCACUGCCAAAGCCAUCCCAGAUCGUAGAGCCCAGGCCCAACAGGAGCUUUGGAAUCACAUUGAAGCAUGCCAUCAGAACGCUGGUAGUGAUGUUAGACUGGCCACACUAUACAGGAUGGAUGGUCAAGUUCCUCUUUCCGAGCUGAAGGAGGCCAACAAUCUAGCAGAUGAGCAACCACAGAUGCCCUACUUAGAUCCUCAGCUUCUCCAUGCUGCAACUCCUUAUGAAACUGGCGACGUUCCUGUUCCUAGUAGUUUCGACGACCCGUAUGUUCUGGAGCGCUUUGUGUCAGCCGCACCACCUUCAGGUACAGGUAUUCUGUUCUCAUCAAGUAAAAUGCCAUCGGAAGGAGCGCACCUUGUGAACCCUGUCAUACCCGCCAAUCUCACCAAGGCGCAAAAAGAAUGGCUAUUGGAGACUGAGUGGGCCCAACGAGCUUUCAUGUCUUCGUACAUGCUCUCUAUCAUCGACAACCCGACCACGUUCCAAUACGUGCAUACGCUGAACAUUUCCGGGCUCUCCGAUCGUUACCUCCCAAUGCUAAAUCGUUCGGAUUUCUGGGACGCACUACCAGAACUCCACAACGUUACCAUCAUGGUGAUCCCAUGCUGGCGAACUGUGCAAAAGGACGAGACCUGCUUCGUUGACGCGCCAAAGAUUAGCCCCACACAAAGCCACGGUGUACUAUUCGACCUACUCCGCCAUCAUGUUGCUGGUCGAGCGAACAUCCGUCACCUAAAAGUUGGUUUUGUCACUGGAGGCGAACAUGCUGAGGGACUCUACGCGAGGAACAAACUGCUAUUCCCUGCUCCCGUAAUGGAUAUACGAGGUCGUUCAGAGAAUCCUCCUUCUAUCCACCCCACGGUGCUGGUCGCAACUGAUGCAGCUCUUGUGAGGGCAGGUUUGCUUCAGUUCCCUCAUGUAGAACAACUCGUGCUGAACAAUUGCUGGAUUACGCCACCAGCUUUGCGCGAAUUCGUCAAGAUGCACGAUCGGUACAAGCUGCAGACUUUGGUACUGGAUUCGGUGUCACUUACGGGCGUGCUGCGUCCUCACGCCAACCCGAACCAUGCAGUCCCGCAACCAGCGGCAUUUCACAACAUAAUGCCGCCUCAUCUUCCGGUAGGUGCACUAUUUGGCGCUGUUGGUGCCCAGGGUCCGCAAUUAGCGCCAAACCAGCAGCAGACCCUCCAGGCUUAUAUCCAGGCGCUUCAAGCGCAACUUCAACAACUGCAGGCCCACGCUGGAGCUGUUCAAAACAAUAAUAUAGCGGCCUUACAUAACCAACUGCAACAGCAGAUCGGACAGGUGCCCAACAACCCAGGACAACAAGCACAUAAUCAAGCUCAACCUCAAGGUCAAGGACAAGCACCAGCUCAAGUUCAACCUCAAGGCCAACCCCAAGCUCCGGUGCAGCCAAACCAGCAGGUUCAAGCAAUCGCUCAACAGCAUAUCAAUUUCGCCACUGUGGCCCAGCUCGCUCAACAGGUCCAUCAAUUGCACACGCAGUUACUUCUGGGACAGCAGCCUCAACCUAUUCCUGCGUUAGCAAACAAUCCAGUUCCAGGUGACGCUCAGUCUGUACUCAAGGCACAGCCCCGCGAGGGCUGUUGGAUGGAUAUCAUUGAUCAAAUCUCACCCGGCACCAAUCUCUCCGACUUCGGAUCUGAGCAUUCCAAGGCCGACAGCGAGCGCACUACCUCACUGCGAACAAUUGAGUUUGUUUCAUGCGGUUAUGCUAAGCUGUCUAACACAGCUUUCGAUCAAUCUGAUGUCGAUCCUCUUGGUAUGGCUGCCCACUGGCGCAACCAGAUGCUCGGUAAGCGAAUUGUCGCUCUUGCGCCCGCUAUGCUGAGCGCCAAGUGGGGCCACCUGGGUGACAUUGUGCAAGAGAUCGACCCAUCUGAGCUGGCUGCACUCGAUGCGGCCUGGGACUUGAAAACCGGCUGGGAAGACGCUGAAGCAGCUCGCGCCGCUGAGUUUGAUGGCAUGCUUGCUGGUGGUACAGGGCGUUUUACAGGCACCAUACGGCAUUCGGAUAGGGUGGCUGAUGAGGCUUCUGCGAGUUAG